Messenger RNA from Gongylonema pulchrum, 609 nucleotides. NCBI's taxonomy places the organism in Eukaryota, Metazoa, Nematoda, Chromadorea, Rhabditida, Gongylonematidae. The record is from the annotation of a GenBank genome assembly.
UUGCAGAGAGGGCCAAAAAAAAGAUUCAAGCGACGUUCUUCGAAAUCCAUUGAAUCAGUGGAUAUCGAAUAUCAGUCGGAGCGGCCAGUCCGUGAGGUAUAUGCGACCAAGUCGAUAGAAUCCGGUGAUCUGGAAUACCAUUCUGAAUUAUUUCCCGAUUUAGCACAGCCUGCGGAAGACACCACACGUGAUAGAAAAUCAUGCAAGAGCCGAGAAGUGGAUAAAAGCUCCAGUACAGCAUCAGCAGGAGUGUGCAGCGAAUCACUCGUGAUUUCAUCCAGGGGUCCUCAUUUUGCCGAGAAAACACUGAAGAAAAUAAGUUGGGAGCCAGCAAAAAUCGAGGAAUGGACAGAAUAUACACCUGAGCCAGGGCGGCCAAUCCAAGACGAACAGAGAGCACCACUGAUCAAAACAUCAACAGAGUCGAGUAACCUGGAAUAUCAGUCUUCACGACAUUCCAUCGAAAAACAAUCCGAAGAUGAAUCUGAAUCAGAGAACUUAAUCAGCGAAAGCCGAAAAGUGCAAGGAACGGCGCAUUCCAUAGAUAUCUCACCAACGGGCAAGUCCAGCAAACUUUCCGACAGCUCGAAAGUUUCGUAUUUUGUUGAG